CUAAAGAACGUGAGGCUAACAUUGAGUGAGUGCAAGUUGCCAGCAAGUGAUGACAUUCAGACCACUAUAGAGUCAUGGUAUUCGGGUACUGCAAGUGUAGAACUGGUAUCUAUGCCAACUUCUUCAACAUCAGAUCUGUACAAAAGGCCUAGUAAAACAGUUUUUGAACAGUUUUAUCAAUAGACUUACUCAGCGUCUGUGAAUUGAAUACAUGUACUUGCUUAUUUGUGCAGAAUAGAGUCUACAAUAUCCUUGUACCGGUACACGUGUUGCACACACCUGGAUCAUAAUUUGCAUGUAAAGGACUGAUUACAGUACGUUUUGAAAGAACAAAUAGCAACAGUCAACAGCUCUUCAUAUUUGGAUUUCACACACUUGUACGUCACAAGUAAUAUCUCUUUCCAUUGUUGGCCAAACCAUCAAGAACCUGAACUCGUCAACUUCGCAGCUCUAUCAGUUAAAGAAUAAAGUCCAUCGAUGCUUCUAAAACUCAAAUCCUAUUCAAACACCUGCUCACUUUGACUCUUUAGAAGGGCAAAUCUCUUUGAUUAAUAAAUAAUUAGAAUAAUAAGUUCCAACUUAAUUCUGGGGUACCCCACCCCAGUACAAAAGAUAAAGCUGGUAACGAGAAAGAACAAUGGAAUUUCGGAAUGCUUGAAUCAGGUGUUCAACUUCCAUAUGUCAAGUGCGGUCUAUCUUACAUACAUAUUUGCCCAAGAUAAAGUUUUUGACAGCAGUGGUAGAUCUUCAGGAAACUUCAGUCACUUCACAAGGGAAUCGCUUAGAAGUCAGACGGGACCACGGCACAAGGAACAAUGAAAAUGCAAGGAUCUCCAGGAGUAGUUCUGCUGUUUAUGUUCCUUGCAAGGGUUUGCCUUGGUCACAUUGAGGAACUAACAACAUGGCAAAGUUGCACACCACGACACCCACAACAACAUUUCUGCCACUCAGACUUUGUUAUCCUGGGUAAGGUUUUGAGCAAAGAAAAUAUAAAUGUACCAGAGAAAGAUCCCACAGUAGAAAAGGAAGUAGCAGCAACAGCAGCAGCGGCAUCUGUUGUCAUAGCAGCAACAGCUAUUGCAGCAUCAACUACUAUAGCAACAAGCACCAUGGAAAUGAAUGCAGCUCCAGCUAGAGAUCUCCUCACAACAAAUGGAACACCAAAACAAGAAGCAUCCUUGGUAGUAACUCCUGACGAAAAUAUAUCACCUAGGCAACAGAUGCCAGCAGUUGCAUCAUCGGAUGAAGACAUGACAGAAGAACACAAAACACUUGGCCACAUCAUCAAAUACAGAGUGAAAAUCAACAAGAUUUACAAAGGAUCACUGUCGAUGGCUGCUGGUAAUACUGUUAUCAUUCAUUCUGUGUCAGAGAAACCAUCCCGUCAAGGGAAAUGUCUCCAACUAAAUGAGGAAUAUAUACUCAGUGGGACUAUUUCUGGAGGUGACUUUUUUCAUCAUCAAUGUGACUGGAGAAUCUCUUGUCAUCAGAUGACAGCCACUUUACAGCAGCAACUCAGACGUGUGUAUUCAAGACACUGUAACACAUGCAAUAUCAAGACGGCCCAACAAGCACGCGAGUCACUGACCCUCCAGCCAUCCCCAGCAGAUUGCACACAAUGUGUCUACAACCCCAGCUUCUACACUGACAGAGGAUUGCAGGAUUGUGAAGGGUUAUACUCUGCAUGUCAGAAAACUUCGCAAGGCACAUGCUCCUGGUCUACACAUCAAAAGAUGAGAGAGUGUGAUAGCAUGAGAAAGAAAUCCUUCAACUAUCCAUCACCAAAUCUUAAUCUUCCAUGUACACAAACAGUCAUCUCAACUCCAAGUUCUAAGAGAACCGGCAAAGAUGAUAAAGCAUCUUCAAACAAACAAACAUCCCCUGACCUCAGUUCCUCUCAAAUCAUGCCAAAGAAGGAACAAAAGAGAAAACGAACAACUGACACACUUCCUGCGCUGCCUGCUGACAAGAAACUGAAUAUCUCAGAUGAAGAUGAUAUGAAACAAGAACCUACUCCAAUCUCUACAGAUGCAUUGCCAGGUGUCAACCAAGAUCCUCCUGCUGUAGAUCUAUCCUCCACUUCUGAUCAAGAUAUCACCAAACAAGGAACUGCUCCAAUCUUCACUGACCAGGUAAAACAAAAAGAUUUGCCACAUGAACACCAAGAUCCCUCCAUGUCUGACCAAGGUUCAAGAGAUACCAACCCUUUCUUCAGUUCUCAUCAUGUUCACAUGCCGCAUCAUGCCAUGGGCUUACCUCCACCACCAGUAGCAGGCCAGGAAGCAUCAGAUAUCUUAGACAAGAUUACACAACAACAUCUCCAGAAGCAAAGAGAUGAGGAUACACAAAUGGCAACAUCAAUUUUGUCACCUCAUCAAGAUGAACAACAGCCCAACCCUGACACUGGAGACUUUAACACAUCAAAUGCUAUGCCAGUUGAUCUCAAGACAAAUUUAUCAUUACAGUUUGAAGAAAUUACAGAAUCUUCUAAGAAUUCUUCUGUACCAUUCAGUAACUACACAAAUAAACAAAUUACAAUCCAACCAACAAGUAAACCAAAUAAAUCAAAGGUGACAUUGUUUUCAACUACAAUGAAUCCUCAGCCAAGUGAAAGUUCAGACAGUAAAGAUUAUGAUUCAGACUUUUUUAAGCCUCAUUUUCCUUUAUCAGGGGAUGAUCCAAUGGCAGUACAUGAGGAUGAGUUUAGUAGAAACCCUUUUGAUUCCAAGAAUCCUUCCUCUAUCUCUGACAUGGCAGAUGCAUUCCCUUAUCCACCUGUUGACAGUCAGGAAGCCAAAGGAAUCUUGGAAAAGAUUACAAACCAUUACAGGGAGCAGAGGACAAAAUCAUAGUAUGACUUGCCAAAAAAAAAAAAUUGGGAAAGGAUAAUUUUAACCAACCACAACUUGCCUUUAAGUUAUAGUUCAGAGUUGAAAUGCAUAUGUCGAAAUCUUUUGGAUCAUCCUAAGGUAAUUUGAACCUGUUUUAAAUUAUAAGUCAUUUAAUCAAACAAUGUAAAAGAAAUUCUACAUGUACCGGUAGUCCUUAACUGCUUCAUGAAGUGACUAAGUAUGGCACACAAAUUUAAACUCUUCUUCUUAACCGUUGUUUUUAAACAAGUAUGCAAACAAUUACUUUAAUUUAGAAAGUUAAAACAGCAGAUUAUUUUUAUACAUAACAGUGAAAUUCCAAGAAUUAUCAAUUGGGGUCUGUUGGCUUAAUUUCAUUAACAUUGAAUACUCACAGUUUUAAUGAAAUUAUGUAAAUUAGAGAAAAACAAUUCAGAAGCUUACUUAGGUGGGACUCGAACCCACAACCUCCUGCAUGUCUUACCACUUUGCUACAGAGCUCACUGGGGCAGCUGGAUUGUUCAAAUCCAAUCACUUUCUGUUUGAUGAAAUUCUUUUUUGAAGGGCAAAAUCCAAUAUUUAAUUUACAUUAAUUUACCAAUCGCGCCCCCCCCCCUCGCCAAAAAAAGACCUAACAAUCAUCUUUUGUAUUUGUCACAACAUGCUGUUGACUUAUUUAUAUCAAGAGAAACUGUAAAUACUUGUUAGAGCAUUGGAAUUAUUUUUAUGUUCCUCUCUAAUUCCUAUCUGCAGUCAAUGAACAUAUAUUUCCAUAUCUAUAUAGUAUGCACAUUGUACUUCUUUCUGACCCAGUUCUCUAGCCCUGAUGAGAAGACCAUUAACCUUCACCUAUAUUUGUUCAUCCAGAUUGUCAAUGCCAAGGCCUUGUAUGCAUACAUGUACAUCUCAUGGGUGGCCUAAUCAAUUAACUUUUUUGUUUAUUAGUAUGCAUCUAGAUAAAUGAACCUGUCGCAGAUGAGUUAUCACACACAAGUGGGUGCACUAAUUGGCUGUUUCGUCACAUUGCCAAAACAGCCAAUCAGGCAUCAGGACCAGCUGUAUAAGAGGAACAAAAAUCAAAACAAGUCUAGAAACCAAGACUAUGAGACGACAUCUACAUGUAAGUCAUGCCUUUCUGAAAGAACCAGCAGAAAUCUUUCAACAGUUGUGCUAUAACUUUGGAAAUAGGUACAAAUAUAAUAUUUGAUAUUCGUCAAAAAUGUCACCCAUAAAUCGUGUAUUUAUUCACAGAUAAUUAUGCUGUAAACUUGUAAGACUCUUUCAUCACCAAUCGGUUCACGAUAGAAAAAGUAGUUUCUCGACCCCUAUAUCUUUAAAA
This is a messenger RNA of Patiria miniata (bat star), 4188 nucleotides long. RefSeq lists its product as uncharacterized. Bases 816 to 2852 code for a protein of 678 amino acids. The record is from RefSeq and is a predicted model, not a curated record. Gene Ontology annotation, molecular function: metalloendopeptidase inhibitor activity; protease binding. Gene Ontology annotation, biological process: negative regulation of membrane protein ectodomain proteolysis; negative regulation of endopeptidase activity. Gene Ontology annotation, cellular component: extracellular matrix. NCBI's taxonomy places the organism in Eukaryota, Metazoa, Echinodermata, Asteroidea, Valvatida, Asterinidae. The transcript has 4 exons.